CACUCUGAUCCCAUCAGCGACAUCAGUUCCGCAUCAAUCAAACUCCGAUCAUUAACAGUAUGCAGAAGACAAAGCAGAUUAACGACAUGGAACCAACGGUAACGUUUCGAGCGGUGAGCGCCGACGAGGAAGGCCGGAAACGAGUGGAAAAGACGGAAGUGCAUACCCAUAACAUCGAUACCCUAAAGCACAUAGAAAAGAAGCUUAUAGACAAAGGUGUACACCGCCUGGACCGCCACCCCAGGGAUGGGAUUCCGAUCGAGAAGCAAUCAAAAGGUGGCCGUGGGGGAAAGUACACAUGGGAUGGUCCCGGAGGAAUGGUGAAUGAUGAACUUGACCCUGCUCCGGCAGCAGUGGACGAGAAGGAUCCAAAUUACGUAAGUGAAGAAGAGGAGGAGAGGGUGGCGAGAGAGGCGGAAGGGGUGGUGAUUGGCGAAGUGGAAGUGGCGAAGGUGGCGGAACAAGGUGUUGGUAGGGUGGAUGUUGAUCCCAACUUGAAGGUUGACUAGUGCGAAAGGUGGCCGUGGGGUACUACGGUUGUUGAAGAUAGCAAAUAACGUAAUGAAUUACUUUGUCGUUUUUUAUAUUAGAAGAAAAAUGGUUUUUUAGGAGAAUACAUGGAACAUGGACAAUGAGAUUAAUGACGAAAACUAUUACUAUUUAAUAUUUAUGUAUGUAUAUUAUAUAUAAACUUGAUGUAUUUUAUUAGAGGAUUUGAUGAAACUAUCCAAGAAUUUUGAUUCA
Lactuca sativa (garden lettuce) is the source of this 744-nucleotide messenger RNA. RefSeq names its product plant/protein. NCBI's taxonomy places the organism in Eukaryota, Viridiplantae, Streptophyta, Magnoliopsida, Asterales, Asteraceae. The record is from RefSeq and is a predicted model, not a curated record.